Messenger RNA from Vanderwaltozyma polyspora DSM 70294, 672 nucleotides. It is a transcript of the gene MEI5, whose product is annotated as Mei5p. Bases 1 to 672 code for a protein of 223 amino acids. The transcript has a single exon. The record is from RefSeq and is a predicted model, not a curated record. Lineage: Eukaryota; Fungi; Ascomycota; Saccharomycetes; Saccharomycetales; Saccharomycetaceae.
AUGGAUGAUACCACACUUAUUAAUAGUUCACCAAAUGGGAAAGCUGAUCCAAAGGUUAAAGUAAAUGAUCCAGAUAAAAGACCAUUAUUAACUGACUUGGGUAAGAGUUCUAUAAAUAAAGGGUUUAACAAAGUUAAUGCAAAUGAUUCUUCUAAAGAGUUGAGAAUCUUGAACAAUGAACUAUCCAAGGAGCUUGCUGAGGUCUCUAAAAAAAUCGAUCAAUUGAAACAAUCUAUAAAGAUUCUCAACCGUUAUGAAGAACAGGACAAGAACUUGAAGCUCAUUGAAAAAUGGAGAGGUGUCUCUAAAGCUGGGAUGUCUUAUAUAUUCAACUCAUUGAGAUUCAGGAUAGAUAAGAUGGGCGGCUAUGAAGAGUUUAGAAGGAAAGAAAUCGAAGCUGAAAAACGUAAGAUCGAGUAUCAGUUUGAUGAUGGUUUACAGAACGAGAUUGACAAUAUCUUAGAUUCUGAAGAAUUCAAAGCUCUUCCAAUAGAUGAUCAAAUUGAAUAUAAAGAGAAGAUGGAUGAAAAAAUUCAACAAGCUGAGGAAUACAAGUUAAAACAAUUCGAGAAAUUUGAUAAAGAACUAGCUAAUGCUUCAAAUAAGGAAUUGACAAUGGAAGAGUUGGCUGACCGUUUAAAAGUUGAAUACAAGUUAAUAUUUUCUUCGUGA